AUGGAUUGUACUGACGGACAGACAGUCCCAAAUAUUUUCCUCAUCAUUUGUUUGGGAAUAUUCCCAGCAGUGAUUAUUUUCCUCUCCGUGUUGUUUAUUAUUUUCUGGUCGAGUCCAGCCGAUCGUUUUCAAGGAAUAAUUCCCAAACUGAUAAGUAUUCUGGGAAUGACAGUUGCCGGGUGUGUCAUUCUCAUCAUUCCAUUUGACGUGUGGAAUACCCGACAAGCAGGUUGCAUUGGUUCCGCUCUCGAAAUUAUUUGGCAAAUUUUGUUCGCUUUGGUUGGAGUGUUGGUUUGUUUUGUGGUGCCAUGGGCGCUCAUUUACUAUGAGGCCUAUGAUGAAGAUCGUGCAGGUACUCCAAAAGGAUUUUUACGUCAAUGUUUGUGGGGAGGUGUUGGUGCUUUGAUUUGCGUUGGAAAUGCUGUUCUUCCUGUACAGAAAUAUGUACAGACCAGCACGUAUUCAUCAAGAUCAGCUGCUGAGAAUGGAAUUGGUACUGCUGUGGAUACUUAUCCAGAUAGCUUUGAAGUAAGAAUGUCGUUUUUGGUGUAUUAUGUGGCAAUUUUGAGUUUGGCUGGUUGGGUUUGUUUCUGUGUUUGCGGUGGAUGUGGUUUGACUGCCGUUCCUUUGGAGUGUGUCUUGUGGUUUGUGUAUCGUCCAAAGAAAAUUGAUAAGGCAGAAUUUAUUGUUCAACAAAAGAAGUAUGCAGCAAGAGCACACAAGUUGAUCGAAAUUGGUAAGAGAUUGGACGACUUGAGAAAACAACCUGGAAACAGAGCCAAACCAAAAUCCAUUCGUAGUUAUCGUGCCUUCAAGGAUGCAGUCUAUCAAAUCGAUGACGAUUUCAAAAAGGUUAAAACUGCCUAUGCAAGAGGAGGUGGAUGGAUUGUUCUCUACAUUUUCUCUCUCGUCUUUGGACUUGUCUUGGGAUUAAUUUCUCUUUUAUGGAUUGCUCACUUGAUUGUUUAUUCCAUUCCUCCAUAUCCGUUGUGGGGUGGAUUGAAUGAAUUCUUCCGUUGGUUCGAUUUGGCAUUCCCACUCUUUGGAUUGAUUUUGUACAGUAUUUUUGCAUUCUAUUUAUUGUUUAGUACAUUGGCAGGAAAUAUUCUAGUAGCCGGUCGAAUUCCAUUCUUCACUGUAUAUCCAAUUCGAUUUAAGGACACCUUGACCAGUAGUUUCUUGUUCAAUGCAGGACUCAUGAUGCUCAGUUCGAUCACCAUUGUUCAAUUCUGUGCCACAACAUUUAGCAAAUAUGCUCAGUCCACUGUUAUUGAGGUUAUGAUUAACACUUAUGUGAAACACAUGAAAGGUAUUGGUGUCAUUUUCGAAUAUCUUCACUACGUAUUCUUUGCUUUUAUUUUCAUUGGAUUUGUGAUGGCUUGUGUGAAUAUUGCCAUCAAACAAAGAAAAUCAGAAAAGGAAAUUGAAGCAAUUUUGAACAGCUAA
Messenger RNA from Naegleria lovaniensis, 1446 nucleotides. RefSeq lists its product as uncharacterized. Lineage: Eukaryota; Heterolobosea; Eutetramitea; Acrasida; Naegleriidae. The record is from RefSeq and is a predicted model, not a curated record. The transcript has 4 exons. Bases 1 to 1446 code for a protein of 481 amino acids.